Molecule: messenger RNA, 933 nt
Organism: Penicillium roqueforti
Lineage: Eukaryota; Fungi; Ascomycota; Eurotiomycetes; Eurotiales; Aspergillaceae
Exons: 4
Coding region: 1-933 (310 amino acids)
Source: RefSeq, a predicted model, not a curated record
AUGACGUUCUGGGUAGAUUGGGAGCUAUGGGAGAAGCUGACUGUGGUACUAGCUACGCUGAUCAUCCUAGUGCUCCUUUACGCCUUUUGCGUCCUCGGCUGGAAUCGCUGGACGAUGAGCAAACACACUGCGACAGAGGCAAAAGAACGAGAGGAGGAAGCUGAGGUGUACCCAAUGCUGCACAAGGAUGACAUCCCUUUCGGUGCCAGAGCUUUGGAAAGAGGAAUAGGAGUGGAAGGGAUCUGGGUCUCAGAUCCCAACACACCCACGCAAAGUCCAGUUCCAAGUCGACCGGCCAGUCCAGUGCCAAGGUCGCUGUAUAGAACCAUUGACACCCCCAGCUCCUCGGUGGAAUCUCACAGUUCCUUGAUCAACCCAAAGCCCAUGCCACUGGCUGCCCGACGUGAAGUCGUUCCCGAGCUCAACCCAGCCUCCGCAGGCUUCACCUACGAGAACCAAAGACCCAGCGCACUUUAUGGCCGAUCUAGUCUGCUCAACCUAGAUUCCAUGCGCAUGUCACCUGCGCGAGAGGAGUCAAUGAUCGGCAUGAAGGACACAACAGUUAGGGAAAAGCGUGCUAGCUUUCACACGCGAAUAUUCGGUACAACCUCUAAUCCCGACACGAAGGAUUAUCGAGUAGGAUUGGACGGCGUUGAUGACGGCAUGAAAUAUGUCCCAGCCAUCGGUGAGUCACCAUCUGGUCCUUCACCAGAGAGCAAGCGGGGCUCACGAACCAUGAACCGUCUUCGCCGGCGAUCAUCAGAAGAGUUCCGACGCAGGAUAAGCCAGAUCUUCAACGAAAAUAUCCAAAUCGGACUGCCAGCCGAGCAGCUGGAGUUUAAUCCGGCUCUGCGUCAGUAUCAGAGACGGUUCCGGAAGUCGUUGCUUCGUCCUUUCCGUCCGUGGCUCAAUUCUCCUGAGAAUCAACAGUAG